AGAAACUAAACGCUCAAAAAGCCCUCUCGUCAAAGAAGUCAACCUAGUCUUGCAGCCGGUCAAGAAAAUCCCAAGACGAGACCCCAUGAAGAAAGAGAUGAACCUUGUCUUGAAAGACCCUACGAAAAGUUCUAGACCCUCCGAAUCGGAAAUAACCGUGGAGCCAGAUAUAAUGAUAUAUGUGGCCAAUGCCUGCAGAAGCAAGGUAGAAAGACUUGAGAAGCAACACAAAGUCUUGUUGUUUUGGGAAGAUGGGAGUAGCACUGUUACAUUUCGUCCAAACAUCCCAAUUCAUGCACACGAUGUCAAUAUACAAAAGAGUGUGGAUGCGUUCAAGGUCUUGUACGACGAAGCAUCAACAGAACUAACCUGUAGCAAAAUAGACAAGUUAAAUCACGGUAUGACCGUUACAGCGGCAAAGAAAGAGUGUGAAAAGCUACAAGAGAUGUUCCCGGCAGUGUACAUUAAGGAAAUCAAGGGGAAUAUAUAUCUAUAUGGCAAGGUACACGAUGUUCAAGAAGUGAGAGCUUUUUUUCUAAGACAACAUGAUUACAAGAAAACCAACUGGGUAGUCGGAAGAAGGCAGUCUAACAAUACCAGUGGUAAUAGGCUAGAGGAUUUCAAGAACUUGGACAUGGGGCAAAUCCCAGGUAGCAUUCCAAGACACACCGUAAGACCCGAAGUUGAGAAAAGCAGGUACAAGUUUCCUUUAAGAAGGGAGGCACCAAUCAGUAUGAACAAGCACGCAGUGGCUCGGUUCUCAAGACAUAAGAAACCCGAACACAAUCUUAAAGGCGUGGUGUCUUGUAGACAGAUAGGAUUAUCGCACAGAAUGUAUUUCGAAAUUCUGACGUCACUGGACACCAAGAUUAGCAUCUAUCAGGGUGACGUCAUCAAAGAGUGUGUUGACGUCAUCGUGAACGAGACCAAUGAUAGGCUGAAGCUGUCCGGGGAGCUGUCCUGGGCGCUUGCGCAGUACGGCGGACAUGAUAUCGAGGCUGAUUGCAGACGAUACGUCGCGACCCACGGGAGACUGGCAGCAACACAGGUUGUCCCCACGUCAGCCGGCCAGCUCCCCAGUAAACACAUCCUGCACGCGGUGGUUCCUCACUGGGUGUCCGCCCACCCCAGAGAGAGCAAGAUGCUCCUCUACAAGACCUACGAGAACAUCUUCAAGUGUGCCGGCAUCAAGAUGCGCGUCACGUCUAUUGCACUGUCUCUACAGACAUCAGGUUCUACGGGGAUACCAAAAGAUGUGUACGCUGAGACAAUGUUCCAGGCCGUGGUGUCGUUCCUCAAGACGUACGGACCGCUCCUUAGAGACAUCCGGAUGGUGAACCCCUCCCAUCGCACUGUCAGCACCUUCAUAGACGCCUUCAAGACCAAGAUGCCGCUCGUCAACUUUGUCGCAGAGUCACGCAGACUGGAAAAAUGGCAUUGAACUGAAAACCUGUCAAAUUUUGGGUUGAAUUGCACUCAUAUCAUUGGGUCUUUUUGCAUUCAGAGUGUUUCACCCGGAACUGAGGCCCUGGGGUCAAAUCCUGUCGUACUAACGAUUUUAUACUCUUUGGAAAUGCACAUUUUAGGACUUACAUCACUUUAUCCAGGUAUUCGAAUUGGUAACUGACUACAGUUUGGCAUUAGGGG
Messenger RNA from Branchiostoma floridae (Florida lancelet), 1647 nucleotides. RefSeq lists its product as uncharacterized. The transcript has 3 exons. Lineage: Eukaryota; Metazoa; Chordata; Leptocardii; Amphioxiformes; Branchiostomatidae. The coding region runs from base 86 to 1441 and encodes 451 amino acids. The record is from RefSeq and is a predicted model, not a curated record.